Bombyx mandarina (wild silkworm) is the source of this 2997-nucleotide messenger RNA. RefSeq names its product Diuretic hormone 31 Receptor. NCBI's taxonomy places the organism in Eukaryota, Metazoa, Arthropoda, Insecta, Lepidoptera, Bombycidae. The record is from RefSeq and is a predicted model, not a curated record.
GUAUAAGUCAUCGCUGAGAAUCAGAAGAAGUCUCAAGAUAAAUCGAUCGUUGGAGUGCCAGACGCAACUGUUUGUCCCCAGUGACCAUUGUCACACGUGGGUAGCGAGGCGGUGAGGGGGUGAUGCUGUGAGCCACGCGCAUCAUGAACGACCCGGACCGCAUCGCCCGCGACCUUCUCCUCUGCGAAGAGUUCAACAAUCGGACCUUGCCACCGCCAGGAUUGUACUGCGAGGGGACGUUCGACCGCUGGCUGUGCUGGCCUCACACGCCCGCCAACAGCACCGCCUACGGUUCUUGUCCCGAGUUCGUUCCCGGGUUCAGACCUGAUCUGUUGGCGCACAAGGAAUGCACUGCGAACGGAACCUGGUACAAGCACCCGGAAACCGGCCUUCCCUGGUCCAACUACACCACCUGCGUCGUCGAGGAGGAUGACGUGAACCACAUCAUCGUGGUGUACGAGGCGGGCUACAGCGUGUCGCUGGUCGCCUUGCUGCUCUCCCUCGCCAUCCUCUUGUACUUCAGGAGCCUGCGGUGCGCGCGCAUCACGGUACACAUGAACCUGUUCGGUUCGUUUGCGGUGAACAACGCGCUGUGGUUGGCGUGGUACGGGCUCGUGGUGCGCGACCCCACCACUCUGCAGGAGCCGCCCGUCUGGUGCUGUGCGCUUAAUGCGGUGCUGCAGUACGCCAUGCUCACCAACUACAUGUGGAUGCUGUGCGAGGGCAUGUACCUGCACACGGUGCUGGUCAGUGCCUUCAUCUCGGAGCGACGGCUCGUGCGCGCACUGGUGGCGGCGGGUUGGAUGCUGCCACUCCCCUGCAUCCUGAUCUACGCCACGCGACGAGCACUCGACGGCGACCCGCUUUGCUGGGCCGAGGAGCCUGAAUCGCGACCCGAGCUCGCCGUGCCGGUGGGCUUGGCCGUUCUGCUUAACCUGUGCUUCUUGUGCAACAUCGUGCGCGUGCUGUGUACCAAACUGAGGGCGGGAGGCGCGGCAGGGGGGGCGGCCCGGCCGUCGGCCACCGCUUUGCACGCCCUCCGUGCCACCUGCCUGCUGGCCCCGCUGCUCGGCCUGCAGUACCUGCUGAUGCCGUUUCGGCCCGCCAACACGGUGAGCUGGUGGCGCGCCUAUGAGUACGCAACAGCGGCGGCGACCUCGCUGCAGGGCCUGUGCGUGGCGGUGCUGUACUGCUUCUGCAACGGCGAGGUGCUGGCACAGCUGCGGCGCCGGUGGCGCGCGCUCACGUUCCGGCCGAGAGCCAAUUCCACGACAGCCACGACGGUUUCGUUCGUGCGGUCGGCGGCAACGGCCGGCGGCGAGGACAAGGUGUGACUGCCGGCGGGCGGAGCGGCCCCGGACCGACGCCGGACCUCCGGACGCCACAUCCGGUUCGAAUGCGUCGACAGCGACGAGGACGCGCCGCCCGACGCCCGCCUGCUCUGACCUGUGUGUGCCCCUCGCCCUCUCCUCGAAGCCCCAGUGCUGAAAGACUUUUAACCACGUACAUUAAAUGUUGACUGACUCGUUCGACUGAACCACAAACAGAUAAAUAGUUAUAAUUAUCAUCGCUGCCACGAAAGGGCACCGUGCUCCUGGUUUGAAGAAGCGUCUACCGCAGUGGAUAUGACUGGGAAAAUUACUUAUAAAGUUUUUUUUCUAAUUUCCAUUAACGUUAUGACCUGAUAACGAAAUAUAGUCGUCACAUUGUGGCCCUCGCUCCGUGUUCCCGCAACAGCUCCCUCUCCUGCUACCUCCGACCAGCACAGGUCGCAGGUUAGAGAUACUCGUCACACCACUUGUAAAUUUGAAUUCGUCGUGUACACGUGUCGAGCGAUGCGGCUGUGCUGGUGUUGGAACACCACAGGCAGGUACCGACACCGCUAAAGACAUACGUACAGAGACGGGUUUAACUGACGGUCACGAAUCAUUUCCACGUAAACGUUCUUAUUAAUAGCAUCAAUAAAAAUCAAACCCGGAAAAAAAUACUUUUUGCAUAAAAAAUGAUUAGUGUGACGUAAUUCCGGGUAGGUGCCUCCCUGCCCUGCAGCACAGUCUGGCGCUCUGUUGUGAACGCCGGUACAACUAGAAAUGAGACUUCAACUUCGUGUCUCAAGGUGGACGACGGCAUUCACUUAGCACCAGAUUCAGAUUGCAUUUCUUUAUUAAAAUGAGUUUAAAAUAAUAGCAUACCUAACCGAAAUCGAUGUUAUGAUGUUCCCGAGCCGUCGAUGUAUGUACUGUAUGUUGCAAGGGCUGGAACACAUUUCCUCUCGGUAAAAGCGCAGGAAUUGCGACAACUUCCACCGUGGAGGGCGCGUUCAGGACAGUUAACAGCUUUAUGAAUCUCGUGAAUUCAUUAGGUAAUCUAGACUUGCUAAUGGAAUCGUGUCAAAGAAGUGGAGCAGGCUGGCAGACUCUGUAGCCGAGCCAAUCACUUUGUAGCGACACUGGUAAUACGCAGAUUAUUCGACCAGGAGACGAGUCACUGAGACGUUUCACUGUACUAACUAUUAUAUCACAGUGAACUUUAAACUUAGGACGUCCCUGACUCUCUCCCGGAGGCUGCGGAUGUCGGCGUCGUUCGUAGGUUUGUGACGUCACUGUUCUACGAGGUACCAACCAUGUGACGUGCCUUAGCAGUUGCUCUAAAUUGAUAACCCGAAGACGAACUUAUUCCAAGUACCUGUACCACAUGAUAUUGACAGGACUGUGUGUGUACAUACGCACGUAAACAGGACUCUGUUCAAUACUUUUUGUUUGUAAAUAAAUAAUUAGAUAAUAAAUGAAUAAAUGAAAAGAAUUUAAUGAAUAAACCACACACGAAUUCCUGUAAGAGUUUUAUGUACAAAAAAAAGAUCUGAUCUUUUGCUCCUGAUGAAAGGUCUUGUGUAGACAGGUUACUAGCUAGUCUAAUCUAGCUGCAGUGGCGGCGUCACACGGAGCCCCUUUAUCUACAUGUGUGCAUACUUUUGUAAAUGAAUAUUAAAAAUGUUUA